Molecule: messenger RNA, 243 nt
Organism: Brugia malayi
Lineage: Eukaryota; Metazoa; Nematoda; Chromadorea; Rhabditida; Onchocercidae
Exons: 2
Coding region: 1-243 (80 amino acids)
Source: RefSeq, a predicted model, not a curated record
AUGUUAUUACUGAUAGCUGUAAUAUUGAAUGAUAGUAAAAAUAUAGGAGCGGUAAUAGUUCCUUAUUUUCGUCACCAACGUCAUCCAUUCAGGGAAGUAUUACGGCAGCCUUUAUUAAUUGUACCAGUUGCUGAUAGGGAUCGUUACCUAUCUGGAACAAUGCUAAUGACACAGAAACGAUCGCAACCAGAUAAUGAUUUCGAUUAUGCAGAUGAUUUCGAUCCAACGCAAAUAUUCCUUUGA